AUGAAUCCUUCUACCGCUGAGAAAAGAGAAGCCAUGAUAAAACGAGUGAAUCCUUGUGCCACUGACAAGAGUGAAGCCAUGAUAAAACGAAGAAGAAUGCGAAGAAAUUCAUAUGGUGACACGCCAUAUGAAAUCAUACACAUUAUACUCUUGAGACUACCUGUCAGAUCUGUGUUGCGAUUCAGGUGCGUUAGUAAAUCAUGGCUUGAUGCAAUUUCCGAUCCCCAAUUCGCGAGAUCACGACUCAAUGAAUCAAUUAAGUUUGACCGUCAAAGUAUCAUCCGCUGGGGCUACAAUGGACGUAAUCACAAAAAUUUCGACUCCAUAGCCUAUGACUGCAGUGAUAAUUCACAGCAAAAACUAUGCUUUCCAUUUAAAAAGUAUAGGAAAGCUGCUGUAUUGAGUUGUUCUUGUAAUGGUUUAGUACUGUUGUUUCUGGACGACAUAUGUGUACUGUGGAAUCCAUCCACUGGAGCAUACAAAAGGUUCUCACGUCCUCCUAAAUAUCACAAUUAUCCACCACGUGGAUUUUGCUAUGAUUCUUUCCUGGAUGAUUACAAGGUGCUGUUUUUCCGUGCAAGAGAUUUUGUCGUUUACAGUUUCAAAAGUCAAUCCUGGACAGAGGCUAAGCACUUCCCUUAUUUGGGUUAUCGCAGUGGUUCUGGCGUUAUUGUCAAUGGAGCGUUACACAUGGUUGCUUAUAAAGCCUUGAUCAAUAAUAAUGAUAAUAGAGAGUCGUCGACCUCUGCUAGAGUUGGACCUCCCUCUCCCGGUAGAUUGGGCAUGGUUGGAACCUCUGAUCCACCAACUUUUAUGUUCGGUGAUUCCUACAAAGAACAUCUCCUCGUUUCUUGCAAUGCAAAACCCAUUACAAACCAAUCUAAGAAGCAAUAUGGGUGUGUGAUUGUUUACUUUGACAUGGUGGAUCACAAGUUCAAGGAGAUGCCAUCACCAAAUUGUAUAAAUGAUGGAGAUAUGUUUGAUUUGACGGUUUUGAAGGGAUGCCUCAGUUUAUAUUUUAGUACCAGUGAUAUGAACUAUUUUGAGGUGUGGACUAUGGAGCAAUAUGGUGAGCAUCAUUCUUGGACCAAGUUAAUUGUCAUCCCACACUGGAUAUGUGAGAGACAUAUAAGUUCUUUGAAGCUAUUGUGUGUUACCAAGAAAGGUAAAAUUGUGAUGAUACUUGAUGACAAAAAACUAUUCAUUUAUAAUCCCAAAAACAACACGUGCACUCGUCUUGGACAAACAGAGGUCGACGCUAGGCUACGGGCAGUUUCUAUUGUGGAUAGUUUGGUUUUUCCCAUUCCAACACCUCAAGGAAAAGGAAAGAGGAAAAAACCUACAAUUGUACGGAAGUCAAUCAAAUAA
This is a messenger RNA of Cornus florida, 1368 nucleotides long. Its product is annotated as F-box/kelch-repeat protein At3g23880-like. NCBI's taxonomy places the organism in Eukaryota, Viridiplantae, Streptophyta, Magnoliopsida, Cornales, Cornaceae. Gene Ontology annotation, molecular function: protein binding. The record is from RefSeq and is a predicted model, not a curated record. The coding region runs from base 1 to 1368 and encodes 455 amino acids. The transcript has a single exon.